AUGGUGGAAGAUCUCCUAAAGGCAAGACACUUGAAGCAGUACGUUCGAACAGUGCCUAAAGGUGGAGAGUCACCCCAUAGUCGAGGCCCACGCGCCCCAGCAGCUCCUAUUAGAGCAAUGAUCAACUACAUAUAUAGAGGAUCUUUGGAUGACGAGUACAGUUCCAAAAGGAAAAGGCAGAGAUUGCUGCGAGCAGCUACAGUUCGAGAACACGUGAGCUCCAUCCGGCAGGGAUUAGCCAAUGGGAGUAUCCAUCCCAUAGAUGGGACCAUUGUCUUCCUCGCUCUAGAUCCAACCCGAGUGCUGCAGCCACACCAAGAUGCUCUCAUCCUAACAAUAGGGGUGGCGGUCAUCAAACGAAUGGGUUUCGAACCCUCUAGCAUGGAAAAUCCCGGAAGAACCCUGUCCGGAUUCAAUGGUUCUUCCACAACCUCAGUUGGGGAUGUAAUACUGCCGGUUCAUGCCAGGCCAGUCAUCCUAAACAUUCUGUUUUCUGUGGUUGAGGAUUUAUCCCCUUUUAAUGCCAUCUUGGGACGAACGUGGUUACAUGGAAUGAAGGCCAUUCCAUCCACAUAUCAUCAAAAGGUCAACUUCAUCACCCAAGUGGGCAAAUUAAUCUUUGUGGAAGCCAGCUUGUUGCUCGACAAUGUUAUCAAAUCGCUCGCGAGGCUGGACCCAGCGCCGACAGCGAGCAUUCCUCCAAAGAAGCAAAUGCUUCUGACCAAUAGCAGCUACAGCACCCGAGAGACAAAGAUCCCCCGAUAG
Molecule: messenger RNA, 765 nt
Organism: Vitis riparia (riverbank grape)
Lineage: Eukaryota; Viridiplantae; Streptophyta; Magnoliopsida; Vitales; Vitaceae
Exons: 2
Coding region: 1-765 (254 amino acids)
Source: RefSeq, a predicted model, not a curated record